AUGCAUGUGGGAUUCACGCCGAAACACUCUACGAUUCUCUCUCAACACCAAUCAUCGAUCACCACACUGUUGGCCCUUCUCUUAUCGCGUGCUCGAUUACCUCACCUGAGCUACACACGCAAACUGCCCCGCCUCGUGGUCUGCAGUGCUGCCGCGCGUAUCAACCUCAACCAUAGCCAAAACACCACUGCUGUUCUUUUGCACAUCUCCGACUUGAUCUUCGGAUUUCCGGGUUGGUCGCCAAUGCACGAGCUCCUCCUCUUCGGCCAAGUCCCUCGAUCCCGACAUGAUGAGAUGCUCAAAGUCCUCGCAGGCGUUGCUGCGAUGCAGCCGCAGCGUGUCAUCGAACGUCACGUAGUCUACAGGCCGAAUCGCGAUCCACAAGCUCCUGGCAGGACGGGCCAAGUAGGAGGUUCUCAAGCUGUCGCGACCGACAAGCGCAGUACCCAGGCGCAAGCAGUCAAAGACCUCUACUUUACAAAGCUUGUGCAAGACUUGACAGAAGAUGACUUUGAGAAGGAGGGCAAGGCGCUGGCUCCUGGAGGUACAUGGGCUAUGCAGUUCUAUGAUGUCCCUGAUGCUGCGAAACGACCAGUGAUUUACAGGACUGCCAAUACAACGCCCAUAUUGCAAGGAGAUGCACACAACUACAUGAAAGACUUUCAGUACAACUAUGUCGGUGAGCACAUCCUCGAAGGACAUCGUUACGUCCACAAGAACGUCGUCAUACUAUUGCAUAGAUUGCUCACCUAUCAUGAACUACCACCCUCCCAAUCACCAGUAGCGACAUUGCCCUCGUACGAAUCCCUCAAACCUGUAGACCCAAGUGGAGCCUAUAUCAUGCAAACUUCAGUUCGCCUUGUAGACAAUGCGGGUCCAGACAAUCUUGGACGGGGCCAAGAAGAACUCGUGAAAUUCCAAGGCACCAUGAAGGGUAUCGUGGAAUUGCAAGUCGUGGAUCGCUUGGCAUUGGACACAAGAGUGAAAUACAACGCAGCCCAAGCAGCUUGA
Molecule: messenger RNA, 1011 nt
Organism: Pseudovirgaria hyperparasitica
Lineage: Eukaryota; Fungi; Ascomycota; Dothideomycetes; Acrospermales; Acrospermaceae
Exons: 2
Coding region: 1-1011 (336 amino acids)
Biological process (GO): regulation of transcription by RNA polymerase II; termination of RNA polymerase II transcription
Cellular component (GO): mediator complex; core mediator complex
Molecular function (GO): transcription coregulator activity
Source: RefSeq, a predicted model, not a curated record